This is a messenger RNA of Emericellopsis cladophorae, 2442 nucleotides long. RefSeq lists its product as uncharacterized. The coding region runs from base 1 to 2442 and encodes 813 amino acids. The record is from RefSeq and is a predicted model, not a curated record. NCBI's taxonomy places the organism in Eukaryota, Fungi, Ascomycota, Sordariomycetes, Hypocreales, Bionectriaceae. The transcript is spliced from 5 exons.
AUGCUGAGGCCGGCGGUACAAUGGCUGCAAAGGCAACCAAAGUCACGUGCCAGGCGUCUCACGAAUUCCGACUGUGGACACCACCUGGCGAAGCGGGUCAGCCAGAGCCUCUUCAUCUACAAGUCACACCAGCCAACGAGCAGACACUUCAACAACAGGCCCGAGAGGCGCUCGCAGAUUUUCCAGGCUAUCAAGAGGGGCCCGAGAAUUUUGAGCUCUGGCACUACGUCUCGUUCUGCAUCGCCCGAGUCCGCUACCAUGGCGUCGAGCGGUCAAGAAGACCCCGAAGCACAGGGCCCUAUAGCUCCUUGGGGCAACGAUACGACACUUCAGGGUGAAGCCCAGGCACAUUCUGAGCCCCAGCUUCUGCCAGAGCACUUCAACGCAACGAUGGCGACCAGUCCUACCAUGUCGACCGUCACCCCUGCUGAAGCGGUAGCACACAAGCCGUCUGCUACGAACUACCAUAUUAUCACGAUCCCUUUCCAUAAUAGCACCCGGGCACUGUAUUUUGCCACGAUGCGGUCACAUAUGAGCACCUUUGAGAAAUUCAACACCACGUACAGCGCGGAAGAUUAUUCCACACCAGAUGAGCAGUUACAGAGCGAGAUCGAAGAGGCACUGACAGACCUGGUCUAUACCUGCGACUACGGCGGUGAAUCUCUCGAGAUCAUGCCUGACACAGACAUUGAGAAGCAGAUGCGGCACGUCGUGGAGAAAGUUUCCAAAGUCCAGUUCCUGCACGAGUUGCUACCCGCGCUCGGGCCUAUCAACGUGCUCAUCGUCGUUGGCUCCGAUAACUUAACACGACUGAUGAUACACCUCAUUUCACGUAUUCACAAAUUGCCGUGGUCUUGUCCCGAGAACCCUGCAGCUCAAUGUGAUCCACGGCUAUUCACUGAUGCACUGCAAGCUCCGCGGAUCACUAUCGCUACGCCGAGGCAUGCCGAGGCGGGCGAUUUCGAUCUUGUCAUCGCAUACGAUAGGUCGUUCGAUGGAUCGGCCAUGGCCUCAAGUACGGCAGCUGCAUCCGCAACCCAGUCAACACCCACCGUGUUAAGACUUGUGACGACACUCUCGGUUGAGCAUCUUGAGCUUGCAAUAGCCGGAGAGUCCGGCUCUGACCAGGGGCCUAUGGAGAAUCUGGAGAAGACAAUGAGACUCGUUUGGGCCCUUGUCCACACCCAGCCCCUACUUGACGGAACUCCAGAACCAGGGGAACCCAGUAUACCAGACCAGUCUGAACCGCACCGCAUUGCAAAGACUUUUGCUGCGUACCUUAACGGCCAGGUUACCGAUCUCGACUACGAACCGGUGCAGGUGCCGACGCAUGUUCUGCAAGCAUUCCUGACUCCAUCAUCUCCGGCUGAAGAGCAUUCUGUCACAGACCUCAAGCGCAAGCUAGAAGACGACACGGACGAUCCCGGCGUCCCUGGUAAACGAAUGCGCCGCUACUCGUGUAUCCAGCCCCUUUUCCCGACCGACACCAUACCUGUGCCGUCAGACGUCCGAAAUAUGCUCAAGUCUGCUGGUCUGCGCGGCCCCCUCCAGUCCACCGGCGAGGACCAAGUAGGCAUGCCUAUCGCCACCCUACGAGCGUUAGCAGCUCAGACCACCUUAGAGCUUGCGGAACAAGCACAUCUCAAGAAACUGGAUGAGUUAUGUAAAACACACGAGGCGGAUUAUGCCAAGUUUGAGGAGGCGCAGCGUGCCCACCUACGGGACCGCGAUCAUUUCGAGAGCAUAGCCCGCGAUUUGCAGAAGAAGUUGAAUACCGAGGCCGCGCAGUCAUUCAAACGCCAGGAGAAGGAUGCCGCCGAGAUCACCCAGCUAGCAGCGACAGUUGCUCGGUUGACUGCGGAAGGCGGUGAUCCCCUCGUGCAGUCAGAAAGCCUUGUCAAGGAAGCUCAAGGGAAGAUCAAGUUGUUGGAAAAGCAGAUUGAUCAGGCAAAGGUGGACAGGGGAUUCGCAUUUGAACAGUAUCAGGCGGCAUCUUCGACCGCAGAAGAACUCCGCGACGAAGUUAAAAAGCUGGCCGAAGCUAACAAAGACCUGCAGCGCAGAGCUGACGCCAAUGUUGUCGAGAUUCAUCGCAUGAAUAAGGAUGGCAUCGUCAAGCGACUGGAGAAUCUUUUGUCGGCGGAGCAAAUCGCAAAGAGGGAAAUGAUCCAGGAAAAUCAUGCACUCCGUGAGCAGAUACGGCAGCUCAAAAUGGCAAGAAGAGACACGAGACACUCCAGCGUGCCGCGUAGUCCGCGCACAGGUAUCAUGAGUCCACGACCUCAACGACCAACCGGACCGAGCUCUGUUAGCAGGGGAGCCAGCCCUGCGCCGGUGAUGGGUUCGCUUGCCGACAUUUACAACGGCGGCAAUGGUGCAUUCUCGAGGACGCCAGGAGCCCAAUUCACGUCGACGAACAACAGCGCCGGAGACCGCUCUUGA